Drosophila nasuta is the source of this 3460-nucleotide messenger RNA. It is a transcript of the gene Pitslre, whose product is annotated as cyclin dependent kinase 11B pitslre. The coding region runs from base 301 to 3312 and encodes 1003 amino acids. Gene Ontology annotation, molecular function: protein serine/threonine kinase activity; ATP binding. The transcript is spliced from 3 exons. Gene Ontology annotation, cellular component: nucleus. The record is from RefSeq and is a predicted model, not a curated record. Gene Ontology annotation, biological process: protein phosphorylation; regulation of mitotic cell cycle. NCBI's taxonomy places the organism in Eukaryota, Metazoa, Arthropoda, Insecta, Diptera, Drosophilidae.
UGGACGACUGCAAGAAAAAAACGUUUGUGCUAUUGCAAACGUUUGUAAUUAUUUUUGUAAAAAUAAAAACGUACAAAUCCACCGAAAAUUUAAUUGAAGGUCACACACAAAUGCACAUUAGUUGCAAGUUGUGUGAUUUGAUAUAAAGAGAGUGCAAUAACGCUUCGUUAUAAGGCUGCUACUUAACAGAAGUGACUGGUGAAUCAGCAGCAGAGACACAAGGGGCAACAUUUAGCGUCAGUGUCCGUGGAGUCGCAACCUCUAAUUAUUAUCUACACACAUAGAAAAAAUAUAAGCGACAUGGUCAAUACGUCUGGCAGUGAAGAUGGCCAGUUGCGCAGCCCCAACGAUGGACACUAUAUCAGUGGCGAUGAUGAUGAGCACGAUGCGGAUGCACUGUACAUACAACCGCCACAGCCGGCAGCCAGCAGCCAAGGACGUGGUAGCGAUGCGUCGAGUACACGCCGUGAGAAGAAGAAACAUUCCCGCGAUCGCCGACACAAGGAACAGCGCAGCAGUUUAGAGGGCGUUGAACGUGAACGAGACCGACGCGAACGUGAACGAGAUCGCUUUGAAUACGCCCGAACACGCGAUGAUCUGGAGCAGCAACGUUAUCAUCAGCACCAUCAGCAGCAGCAUCAUCAGCAUCGCAGUGAACGAGCGGCCAAGCAUCAUUUGAGUCAUGCCUAUCAUUAUCAGCAACAGUUGCCACUGCCACCACCACCGCUGCCGUCACAAAGCUAUGCCCAUCAUCAUCACUACCAUCAGGAGCAACAACUGAUGGGUCUCUCGCGUAGUGGAGCACGCGCUGAAUAUUAUCACAGCAGUGGACGCCAUGUGGACUAUGCGGAUGUAGAGCAGCAGCCGCCGUCCAGGCGUGCGAGUAAACAUGGCUAUGAGCAGCCCAAAGAUGCUGAAAGCCUGGAGCAGGAUUUGCGUUCGCGACUUCUUAGUAAACGCCACAAAUACGUCAAGGACUAUGAGUCGGAGGAGAACUACGAGCAACCUCAACAGUCUCAUUCCCACAGUCGCCGCAAGGAGCGCGACUCUAGACGUAGCAGUCAUAGUCACAAGAUGCGACAUGGUCAGGUGAUUGAGCUGCUCGACAGUCCCGAGACAGCAGCGCAACAGCAACAUCAACGCCAUAAGCAACAUAGGCGCGCCGAAGCUGAAGCUGCAGCAGCACUCGCUGCGCAGCAACAACAACAGCAGCAACAACGUGGCACAACGUCCAAUGAUCCCGAGUUGUUGGCACGCCGUGAAAAGAUCUUGGCAGCCGAGCGUGAGAAUCGUCAGCGUCGGCAAAUUGCCCGCGAGGAGCUGGAGGCAAGGCGAGAGCAGCUGCUGCGUGAACGCAACGAGCACAGCGAUGCACUCAGUCCCACGGCGGUGGCGGCGAGCGUGACAGCCGGAUUGAAUAUAGUCAAGCGGAAGCAGAAGACGAACGUAGAGGAAACUCAAUACGAGCGUCGCAAGCGCAGCAAACAGUCCACAGAGGAAUUGAAUAAACAAUCACAGUCCAGCGAUGAAAGCGAAUCGGACGAAGAGGAUGAUGAGGAGGAAAGCGGCAGCGCUGAAAGUGGCAGCGAUUCGGCCGAAAGCGAGGAAAGCAACUAUGAGCAGCAGAAGGAACAGCAGCAGCAGUCACAUAAAAAGCACCGUAAACGCAAGGAGCAGAAGCAGCGGCAGGAUGACGAUGACGAGGAUGUGCCGCUGCCUGAUAGUCCGCUUAGCGUAGGAGCCCUCUACAAAUCGCCCAAACAACGAGCGCGCUCACGUUCCGCGAGCAGCUCAAAGAGCAGUCACAGCCAGAACAGCCGCAGCAGUCGUAGUCGCAGCAGGAGUCGGAGUCGCAGUCAUAGCAGUCGCUCGCGCAGCAGUGAAGAGGAGGAUGUGGAGGCGGAACAGGGACCACGUUCACGCAGCAGCAGCACACGCAGCGAGGAGCGUGGCAUGGCGCAAUCGGGUGGACAACAACAGUCUGCAACGGAUACGGCUGACGUCAGUUUCAAAGCAACACCAGCUGAAGAGCUGCCGCCCUGCGAUGACAAAGGCAUUCCACUGCCCAACUAUUAUCCUGGGGUGCAAGGUUGUCGCUCUGUCGAAGAAUUCCAAUGUCUCAAUCGCAUCGAGGAGGGCACCUACGGCGUCGUCUAUCGCGCCAAAGACAAACGCACCAACGAAAUUGUUGCGCUAAAGCGUCUCAAAAUGGAAAAAGAAAAGGAGGGAUUUCCCAUCACAUCGCUGCGUGAGAUUAAUACGCUGCUUAAGGGUCAGCAUCCAAAUAUUGUGACUGUACGCGAAAUUGUCGUGGGCUCCAAUAUGGAUAAGAUCUUUAUUGUGAUGGAUUAUGUGGAGCACGAUCUCAAAUCGCUGAUGGAAACCAUGAAGCAACGCAAGCAGAGUUUCUUUCCCGGUGAGGUCAAGUGCUUGGCACAACAAUUGUUGUUGGCUGUGGCGCAUUUACAUGACAAUUGGAUACUGCAUCGUGACCUGAAGACCUCCAAUUUGCUGCUCUCCCACAAGGGCAUCCUCAAGGUCGGUGAUUUUGGCUUGGCCCGCGAAUAUGGCUCCCCAUUGAAGAAGUACACAUCGCUGGUGGUUACGUUGUGGUAUCGUGCACCAGAGCUGUUGCUCUGCUCUCCGGAAUACUCCACACCCAUCGAUGUGUGGUCCGUGGGUUGCAUUUUUGCCGAAUUUCUGCAAAUGGCGCCGCUCUUUCCGGGCAAAUCCGAAAUCGAUGAGCUUAAUCGUAUAUUUAAGGAACUCGGCACACCCAACGAAAAGAUAUGGCCUGGCUACUUGGAGCUGCCUGCUGUCAAGAAUAUGCUGAGCCAGAACUCGCAGUUUACCGAUUAUCCGGUGUCGCAGCUGCGUAAGCAUUUCCAAGACAAGACCUCGGAGGCGGGUCUAGCGCUGCUACAAGGUCUGCUCACAUACGAUCCGAAACAAAGACUGACUGCAGAUGCGGCGCUGAAGCAUGCAUAUUUCAAGGAGCUACCACUACCCAUCGAUCCAUCCAUGUUCCCCACUUGGCCGGCCAAGAGCGAGCUGGGCGCCCGCAAAGCUCAAGCCUCCUCACCUAAACCACCCUCAGGUGGCUCGCAGUUCAAGCAGCUGGGACGCGACGAACCGAUGGCCACAGCUGCAGCUAAAGGCGGUGCUAAGCUCGCGUCGGGCAUUAUUACGGGUAACAAGAAGAGCAAUGCCGGAAUGGCGGCGGCAACGGCAGCCAGUACAGGAUUUGUGCUUAAUGCGGGACUAACGCAACGUCAAAUGGCCAUGGGACCAGGCUUCAGUCUGAAGUUCUGAGACAAAGUUCACAGUUUGUGUUUAGCCAAUUAUCGGAUCAUUGUUAUGUAUAGAGUUUAGCGUGUAAGUGCAAAAAGAAACAAAAAAACAAAACCACAAAAAAACCAAGAAUAUCGUUUAAAUGUAUGUGUACAAAUAUUGUUCCAAA